AUGGGCGAAAAUCUUCCAGUUAGCCCUCUGGUGCUCGAGAGUGUUCCAUCUUGUUUGUAUUGUAAUGCGAAGAAAUUCAUGUAUGAAACUCCGGGUUUCUGUUGUUGUAGUGGGCAGGUUGUGAUUGCAGCUAAUCAAUUUCCUGAUGAGUUAUGCCGGUUGUAUUUAUCAGAGGAGGAAGAUGCUAAACAUUUCAAACAAUACAGUCGAAUGUAUAACAAUCUGUUUGCUUAUAGUUCUAUUCGCGGCAAAACGGAGUCGACAACGUAUAAGGGGAUAUAUGUGUUUAAAAUGCAUGGCCAGGUAUAUCAUUCUGUUCCGGAUCUUCUGCCUGAUGAUGGUAGUCCUAAAUUUUUGCAGCUCUAUUUUUAUGAUGGCCAGCACGAAGUUCAGAAUAGAGUAAAUUGUUUUCCUGAAGUACGGGAGGAUAUUAUUCGUCUGUUAAUGAAGAUUACUGAACUGAAUCCAUAUGCAAGAUUUUUCAGAUCGUUGAGGGAGAUAGAGAUAGAUGAAAACACGCAAGUAGUAUUAUCUCAGAAUACUGUUUUGGACCAACGUGUUUAUAACGUGCCUGUUUCUGAUGAAGUUGCCGUAGUAUGGCCAGAUGCUGGGCCUUCAAGUCAAAUAACCACUCCACAUAUUAUUGUGCACGAAAAGUCUGCCCAAACUCUUCGAAUUUGUCAUUAUUAUGGGUGUUAUGAUCCAUUACAAUACCCGUUGUUGUUUCCUUUUGGUGAAUGUGGAUGGACUCAGAAUCUUCAGAAGCGAAAUGUUGGUGGGAAAAAUCGUAUCAAGCUGGUUCCAGAUCCUAUUAAUUCCUGUGCAGUUCAUACUGUGCAAAAUUUUUUAGAUGAAGAAGAAUCACGGACCGUUAAACAUAGGACAAGAGCUGAUAGGUAUAUUUCUCCGAGAGAAUAUUAUGCUUACAAAUUUCAAAUUAGGCUUACAAAUAUGCUCCUUAGAAGUGGAAGAAGUUUUCAACAAUUUGUUGUGGACAUGUAUGUGAAGAUUGAGAAUUCAAGGCUUGAUUAUUUGCGGAACAAUCAAGACAUCAUUAGGGCUGAUCUUUACCAGGGUAUUCUUGAUAGUCUGACAGAUGGGGAGACAGAUGCUUCGAAGAUUGGACAUCUUGUUGUUUUACCUCCGUCGUUCAUUGGGUGUCCAAGAGAUCUAAAACGUCGGUAUUUAAAUGCAAUGGCAUUAGUUCAGAGAUAUGGGAAACUGGAUUUGUUUAAAACUGUGACAUGUAACGCAAAUUGGCCCGAGAUAAAGUGUGAAUUACAACCUGGAGAAAAGGCUCAGGAUAGGCCAGACAUUGUGACCCGUAUCUUUCGUGCAAAAUUGUUGACGUUGAAAAAACAAAUUAAAAAAGAAAGAAUAUUUGGGGAAGUGGUAGCUAUGAUUUAUGUCGUUGAAUUUCAGAAAAGGGGAUUACCACAUGCGCAUUUGUUAAUAAUACUGAAACAUGAUUUCAAGAUAAGAGGGCCAUCGAAGUAUGAUAAGUUUGUUUGUGCUGAAAUUCCAUCGUCCGAUAAUCCUCGUCUUCGUAAAGUUGUUUUGACUCAUAUGAUGCAUGGGCCUUGCGGGAGGCUAAAUCCUAAGUGUCCUUGUAUGAAAAUGGAUGGGAAAAAAAUGGUCUGCAAAAGUGGAUAUCCAAAAGAUUACAAUUCAGAAACGGCAAAUAACAAAGAUGGGUAUCCUGUAUAUAGGAGAAGACAAACGGGUGACAAAGUAAAGGUUCGAAGGGCUAAGUUAGAUAAUCGAUGGGUUUCUCCGUGUGAAGGAAUAUGGCGAAUAUUUGGUUUUGAUUUGUAUGAAAUUUUUCCUCCUGUUAUGCCAUUACUAGUGCAUCUUCCAAACAUGCAAUCUAUUACUGUGAGACCGUAUGAAAAUCUUACACGAGUUGUUAGAGAUCCUAGGUGCGCACGUACACCUUUGACAUAA
Messenger RNA from Chenopodium quinoa (quinoa), 1944 nucleotides. RefSeq lists its product as uncharacterized. The record is from RefSeq and is a predicted model, not a curated record. The transcript is spliced from 3 exons. Bases 1 to 1944 code for a protein of 647 amino acids. Lineage: Eukaryota; Viridiplantae; Streptophyta; Magnoliopsida; Caryophyllales; Amaranthaceae.